AUGCCAGCUACCCCAAUGGCAAGAAUCAGUGGAACUUCGCUCAGUCAAAGUAUCGCCCCUGAGAAAGCGGACACAAAAGGAUCCGGAGAUGUGGAGAUUGACAUUGAAAGGACAGCCACUGCGGGCACAACCCAUAAUGGCAGCUCCUCGGACAUCUCUGCGGCUGGGUCUGCAGGAUACCACCGAUCCCUCACCCGGCGCAAGGUGAUGAUGAUGACUUUUGGGGCUGGAAUAGGGACUGGACUUUGGGUGGGAACUGGUCAGGCCUUACUCUAUGCUGGCCCGGCUGGCACCGCUCUGACAUAUACAUUGACUGCAAUAAUUGUUUACGCUCAAUAUUCUUCCAUUGGUGAAAUGACAACAUACAAACCGGUACAUGGUGGAUUUAUCCGGCAAUGCAUCGAGUAUGUGGACCCAGCAUGGGGCUUUGCGAUCGGCGUUAACUUCUGGUUUGCUUGGGUUAUGAUCAUCCCGGCCGAAAUUACUGCCGCAGUCUCCGUUCUGAAGUACUGGCCGCAGACCGACGUGAUCCCCUUAGCUGCGUAUAUCACAAUAUUUAUAGUGGUAAUCGCUCUGGGGAAUGUCUUUCACGUACGGAUCUAUGGAUUUGUCGAAUACUACAUGUCAUUCAUCAAGUGCUUUGCCGUAGUCUUGAUGAUAUUCUUCAUGUUCAUUAUGACCUCUGGUGGGAUUGCUGCUACGAACGGACCAAUUGAGUUUCGCUACUGGAAAAACCCUGGCGCGUUCAAUAAUGGCUUCAAGGGAAUUUGCAAGGCAUUUGUGCAAGCUGCAUUCAGCUUUGGUGGAGGCGAGCAUAUCGCAGUCAUCGCGGGCGAGGUAGCAAACCCAAGACAUACAAUCAAGAAGACUGUGCGCCCUGUAUUUUGGCGCAUGUUCACCUUCUUUGUCGUUAAUAUCUGGCUGGUUGGAAUGUGUGUUCCUUCUGACGAUCCCAAUUUGAAUGCCGAGGGGACUUUGGGAAGCCCAUUUGUGAUCGCUAUCAAAAGAGCAGAGGUAUAUGGAUUGGCACACGCAAUCAAUGGGUUUAUCUUUUUAAGUGUCAUAAGCUGUGGAAUUACCAGUGUUUACGUCGCGAGCCGCAGUUUGACGGCGAUGGCGGACAUGAACAUAAUACAUCCCUUCUUCGGAUGGAAAGACAAGCAAGGGAGGCCUUUUGUGUCGCUGAUCAUUAGUCUUGGCCUGGGUGGUGGGCUGUGUUAUCUCAACGUCAAUAGUGUCGGUGUUAUUGUCUACGGCUGGUUUACGUCAUUGGUUGCUAUUGCUACUUUGUUCGAGUGGUCCUCCUGUUAUAUCGCCCACCUCCGGUUCCGACAAGGCUUGAAGGCACAGGGAAAAGAUCUCCGGACUCUGCCUUUCAGAGGAUUUCUUACUCCUUGGGCCCAGUAUUUAAGCCUUACCAUUGUUGCAUUCAUAUUUGGAUGCGAGUUUUAUCUAUCUUGUUGGCCAUUUGGUGAAGAGGGUUCUGUGAAAACUUUCUUCGCGAGUUACCUCGCGGCUCCUCUCUUCGUUUUUGAUUACUUUGCUUACAAGUGGUAUUACAAGACAAGCAUUGUCAAGGCAAAGGAUAUGGACUUCUCAGAAGCAAGAUUUUUCGACGAGGAGGAGCGCCUUGAAGCCAUUACAGCCGAGCAACAGGCUCAAGAGAAGCCAAACAAGAAGUCCAACUGGGUAAAACGUGCUCGAUAUCUUGUUUUCGGUUAG
Penicillium waksmanii is the source of this 1722-nucleotide messenger RNA. RefSeq names its product Amino acid/polyamine transporter I. Gene Ontology annotation, molecular function: amino acid transmembrane transporter activity. Lineage: Eukaryota; Fungi; Ascomycota; Eurotiomycetes; Eurotiales; Aspergillaceae. Gene Ontology annotation, biological process: amino acid transmembrane transport. The transcript is spliced from 7 exons. Bases 1 to 1722 code for a protein of 573 amino acids. Gene Ontology annotation, cellular component: membrane. The record is from RefSeq and is a predicted model, not a curated record.